ACGAGAGCAAGGGAUCGCAAUAAAUAGGAGAGGCGGGAGCUGGCUCCACGCUAGAGCAUCAGUUACCCAGGGCUGGCUGGGUCGUUCUUCCUCUCUGCGGCAUCCUUGGCACCCACAGCAUGGCAGCAGGCAUGGCAGCACACGGCGGCUGGAUCCUUGGGUUGGUGGCUCUCUGUGUCUGGAGCACCCAGCAGGUUUCUGGUGAUUAUCAGGUCAUGGACUGCUGUGUGAGAACUAGCUCAAUGCCCAUUCCUGCCAAAGUUGUCCGAGAUUACCGGGACCAGUAUGUUCAAGACGGCUGCCCAGUCCGGGCUGUGAUUUUCAUCACCAUCAGAGGGAGGAACCUCUGCGCCCCUCCCCAUACCCCGUGGGUGAAGCAUCUGAAAGAGACGUUGAACCGCCGAAACCAUAACAGGAGAGCCCAGUUCCAAGUGGCUUCCCCCUUGCCCCACCCCUUUCCCAGGGAAAAUGUACUCUUUGGUGCUAAAUCGGAGUAA
This is a messenger RNA of Podarcis raffonei (Aeolian wall lizard), 497 nucleotides long. RefSeq names its product C-C motif chemokine 19-like. Gene Ontology annotation, biological process: G protein-coupled receptor signaling pathway; cellular response to interleukin-1; neutrophil chemotaxis. NCBI's taxonomy places the organism in Eukaryota, Metazoa, Chordata, Lepidosauria, Squamata, Lacertidae. The coding region runs from base 120 to 497 and encodes 125 amino acids. Gene Ontology annotation, cellular component: extracellular region. The transcript is spliced from 4 exons. Gene Ontology annotation, molecular function: chemokine activity; CCR chemokine receptor binding. The record is from RefSeq and is a predicted model, not a curated record.